This is a messenger RNA of Bipolaris victoriae FI3, 357 nucleotides long. RefSeq lists its product as hypothetical. The annotation marks the transcript as partial. The record is from RefSeq and is a predicted model, not a curated record. NCBI's taxonomy places the organism in Eukaryota, Fungi, Ascomycota, Dothideomycetes, Pleosporales, Pleosporaceae. The transcript is spliced from 3 exons.
GUGUGCUUAAUUGCCACAGCCAAUGGAAAAUUUAUUGUCACAACCAGCGCGCUGACGGUAUCUACCGAUGCCCCCCAGCAUGUCACCAUUCCACCCUCGGUGCUACUCGCGGACCGGACAUGCGAAGCUGCGAGUGUUAUUACAAAAAGUGAUCUGAGCGCUGUUAGCAGUGCUCCAGCUGCAAUCUCGCAAAACCUUCAUACCCAAGACGGAUUGCCACAACUUUCAGCACAAAGACCACAAUUACGCAGCGCUGGACGAGCCAGCAUUGCAACUCCACAACCCGUCAUCCCAGCCGAAGCUGGUAGGGUGCGGGAGGGUGACCCGGCAACAGAUGUCAUUGAAUGGAUAGACUAG